This is a messenger RNA of Phragmites australis (common reed), 513 nucleotides long. RefSeq lists its product as uncharacterized. The record is from RefSeq and is a predicted model, not a curated record. Gene Ontology annotation, molecular function: proteasome binding; ubiquitin binding; polyubiquitin modification-dependent protein binding. Gene Ontology annotation, cellular component: nucleoplasm; cytosol. Gene Ontology annotation, biological process: proteasome-mediated ubiquitin-dependent protein catabolic process. Lineage: Eukaryota; Viridiplantae; Streptophyta; Magnoliopsida; Poales; Poaceae. The transcript has a single exon. Bases 1 to 513 code for a protein of 170 amino acids.
AUGGACGUGACCUUCGUGUGCUCAAGGGAGGAGCCGUUCAAGAUGGAGGUGGGCUUCUUCGACACCGUCCAGGACAUGAAGCAGAAGCUCCAGAGCUGCAGAGGCUGGCGGGCCUCGACCAUGUCCCUCCUCCACAACGCCAAUGUGCUUGCCGAGGUUGAUGGCGACGGCGACAGCGGCACAGAGAGGUACGGAAUCGUGGAGGGCUCCGUCAUCCACGUCGUCCUCCUCGACAGUCAGCAGCGGCAGCAAAAGAGAAAGGGGCCGAACAAGGGGCGGGACGAGGGCGCGCCGCCGCUGCGAGUGACCGUGGUGUCGUGGUGCGGCGCGGGGCGCGUGGAGGUGCCCGUGGGCGCGCGCGCCGCGGUGUCGGCCCUGAGGGAGGAGCUGGAGCGCGCGCGCGGGGCGGCGUCUGGGAACAGGUUCCCGCUGCCGCGCGACGGCGCCUACUUCUUCAUACACCGGCAGAGCGUGAUGGACGUUCCAGUGGCACGGCGUGGCCUCCGGCGAUGA